AUGAAGCUCUCCGUGAGCCUGCUGUGCGCCCUGGCGCUGGCCACGGCCUCGGCCAAGCCCUACGGCAUCAAGGGCAACACCGGCGCUGACCAGUACCUGGACCAGCGCACCGAGGACGGGCUGGGACCCCUUCCCGACAACCUCCCCCGACGCACCGGCCCCGCCAGGGGUGGCUCGUACGGUCCCCGUGGUGGUGGUUCCUACGGCCCCGUCGGCGGCGGCGGAUACGGUCCCACCGGCGGCUCGUACGGCCCCGCGGGUCGUGAGGCCGACGGUGACUACAACCUCGACACGCCUACCCAGGGCUACCGCCAGCCUCAGCCUCAGCGCGGCUCCUACGGUCCCGUCGAAGGCGACUACCCGGUACCCGGCUCCCGCCGUCCUCAGGGCGGCUCCUACGGCCCCGUCGAAGGCGACUACCCGACACCCUCCCGCCGUCCCCAGGGCGGCUCGUACGGCCCUGGCCGCGAGGUCAUGAUCGACGGCGGUGCUCUCCCGGCCCCUGGCUCCCGCCGCCCUCAGGCUGGAGGCUACGGCCCCGUAGGCGGUGGCUCGUACAGCCCCGCUGGUCCUGAGACCGACUACCGCGUCGACACGCCCAGCUCGGACUACCGCCGUCCUCAGGGUGGUUACAACGGACCCGCGCCCGCAGACAGCGACUACUAUCCUGCUCCAAGACCGGGCUCCCGGCGGCCGCAGGGUGGAUCGUACGGCCCUGGCCGCGAGGUCGGCGGCGAUGGCUACUAUCCCGUCGCACCCGGCUCCGGCUCACGCGCUCCACAGGGCGGAUCCUACGCGCCUCGAGGCAGCGGUGCGUACGGCCCCCAGACCGGCAAUCUGCAUUCUGGACCUGAGACUGACCACGGCGUAGAGCACGGCGGGCUCAAGGGCGGUAGACCCCAGAGUGGCUCUUACGGGCCCCAGACCGGUGACCUCCACUCCGGACCCGAGGACGUCGAGCACGGAGGGCUGAAGGGCGGCAGGCCCCAGGGUGGCUCUUAUGGACCACAGACCGGCGACCUCCACUCCGGACCCGCGGCUGAGCAGGGCGGGCUCAAGGGUGGCUCUUAUGGACCCCAGACCGGCGACCUCCACUCCGGACCCGAGGCCGAGCAGGGCGGGCUCAAGGGCGGUAGACCCCAGAGUGGCUCUUAUGGACCCAAGACCGGCGACCUUCACUCCGGACCCGAGGACGUCGAGCACGGUGGUCUCAAGGGUGGCUCUUAUGGACCCCAGACCGGCGAUCUCCACUCCGGACCCGAGGCCGAGCAAGGCGGGCUCAAGGGCG
Messenger RNA from Frankliniella occidentalis (western flower thrips), 1288 nucleotides. Its product is annotated as spidroin-2-like. The annotation marks the transcript as partial. The record is from RefSeq and is a predicted model, not a curated record. Lineage: Eukaryota; Metazoa; Arthropoda; Insecta; Thysanoptera; Thripidae. The transcript has 2 exons.